Pocillopora verrucosa is the source of this 3775-nucleotide messenger RNA. Its product is annotated as tuftelin-interacting protein 11-like. NCBI's taxonomy places the organism in Eukaryota, Metazoa, Cnidaria, Anthozoa, Scleractinia, Pocilloporidae. Gene Ontology annotation, molecular function: nucleic acid binding. Gene Ontology annotation, biological process: spliceosomal complex disassembly. The record is from RefSeq and is a predicted model, not a curated record. Gene Ontology annotation, cellular component: U2-type post-mRNA release spliceosomal complex.
UUGUUUUGAACAGGACUCAGCUCUUAAAAGGGCCUGAAAAAUCUCUGUAGAAUUACCAAUAUCAUUAAAAAUUGUCUUUAACCGUUGAGGGCUGAGAAAAAUUAAAAAUGGCAGACGACGUGGAGUUCGAAGAUUUUGAGAUCACAGACUACGAUUUGAUGGAAGGAAUGGGUCUGGGCUUUAGAAGACGCAAAAUGACCAAAGAAGACGCCAUCUACGGCAUUUGGGCGGACAAAGAUUCGGAUGACGAUGACAGACCAAGUUUCUCUGGGAAAAGGAAGAAGGAUUAUACAAAACCUCUGAAUUUUGUCAGUGGGGGAGUUGUACAGAAAGGAAAGGACAAAAAAACAGAUGAUGACGAUGCUGCCAGUGUUGGUAGCAGUGCUAGUGAGAAGGGUCCAGGGUCUGGGAGAAAUUCUCCUGUUGUCAGAGAUAAGAAGCUGUUUAAGGGAACUGGAGUCAAAAAAGAAACUGGCCCUCUAGGGCCUCAGAUGUUUGCUAAGAAGCUCCUGAAGACUUCUGGAAAGGAAUUUGGAUCAUUUGAAAAGUAUACAAAAGGGUUUGGCAUGAAAAUGCUUCAGCAGAUGGGUUAUGAGCCAGGAAAAGGUCUGGGAAAGGAUGGACAGGGUAUUGUGUAUCCAGUAGAAGCCUUUAAACGUGAGGGACGUGGAGCACUAGGAAGUUAUGGUCCAGAGAGAAGCAAGAAAGCUCAAGAGUUACGACCUGUUUAUGAUGAAGAAGAAGAAGAGGAAGAAAAAUUUAAAGAACAACUUCAACAGUGGAAGAAGACAGAGGAGGGAUAUUCAAAGCCAAAAUAUGUUUACAAAACAGUGGAUGAGGUUAAGGCAACAGGAGGAAGUAAAAAAGGGCCAUCAAUAUCUCUGAAGCACAGCAAGAUAAAGGUUGUCGACAUGACAGGACCUGAAACAAAGAUCCUGACUGGUUAUGGUUCAAUUGCCCAACAGCAUGCCAAACCAGGAGAAGUCCCUCCAACUACUUCAGUACGAGAUGCUGAGGCAGCCUUUUCCAUGCCUGAGUUAACAUAUAAUUUAAACCUCCUGAUUGAUAUGGCAGAGACAGACAUCAUACAAACAGACAGACAGUUGAAAUUCGAGCGAGAUCUUGUGGUAAAUCUUAAACAUGAAGAAGAGAAGUUAAGUGCAGUGCUAGAACGAGAAGAAAAGGAUAUAAAGAGAUUAAUGGAGGUUAUCAAUAUGAUUGACAGUUGCCGACAACAGUCACUGUCACCAGAUGACGAUGCUCUCACACUUGACAAGUGCGAGGAAAUGUUUAAUACUUUACAGGAAGACUACUAUGAGGAAUUUAAGAUGUACGACCUGGCAUCUUUAGCUGAGCCUCUGGUUUUCUCUUUGGUGAGGAAGUAUUUUCAAGGAUGGAAUCCACUAGUUAAUCCUUUGCACGGUUUAGAGGUUAUGGUCCGAUGGAGAGAAAUACUGGAGAGAAAAGAAGCAGAGAAUUCUGCAUUCAGUCUGACAUUGGCACAAGGGACAGCACAUGGCGAGGAAGCAAUGAAGAUGUACGACCGACUUGUGUGGGAAGUAUGGAUGCCCUUUCUUCGUUCUGUCAUGUGUUCUUGGACUUGCCGUGAGUACGAUAGCAUGCUGAACUUGAUUAAUGUCUGGAUACCAGUCCUUCCAGAGUGGAUUUUGGAAAACAUCAAACAACAGUUGAUUCUGCCUCGUCUGCAGGCGGAAGUAGAUGCUUGGAAUCCAUUAACAGACACUGUUCCUGUUCAUGCCUGGAUUCAUCCUUGGCUUCCUCUUAUGGGUGAUCGACUCGAGCCCUUGUAUGCACCGAUCAGAUUCAAGCUUGCUUCGGCCCUCACCAACUGGCAUCCCUCAGAUCCUUCGGCCAAAAUGAUGCUGGAACCUUGGAGUAAGGUGUUCUCCAAAGGCACAAUGGAUGCGUUCAUUCUUCGCUCAAUUUACCCCAAAUUGUCGCAGUGCUUGUCAGAAUUCAUUAUAAACCCUCACCAGCAGCACUUAGAGCCUUUUCAUUGGGUCAUGGAGUGGGAGAAUAUCAUAACACAGCAGCAUUUUAUCAGUUUGUUAGAAAAACAUUUCUUUCCGCGUUGGAUUCAGGUUCUCCGUGGUUGGCUCAGUGUCAGCCCAAAUUACGAUGAAGUGAUUCAGUGGUAUUCAGGCUGGAAAGGCAUGUUUAGUGAGGAUCUACUCAACAAUCCAACCAUCAAAGUUCAAUUCAACCGAGCUCUUGACGUCAUGAACCAGGCUGUUACGUCACCAGGGGGCGUUUUACAGCCAGGUGCCAGGGAGAAUAUUGCUUAUCUCACCAGCACUGAGAGAAGGAGGGAAGCAGAAGCGGCAGCCAUGGCAGCGGCAGUUGAAAAACAAAAGGCUGAGGCAGCUCGCACUUUGGCCGCAUCUCAGAACGUCCCGUCGAACUUCAAAGAUCUCAUACAAAACUUGGCUGAAGAAAACAAUCUUCUUUUCAUGCCAACUCCUAAUCGGCGUUUUGAAGGAAAAGCUCUGUACUCGCUUGGUAAAGUGACUCUAUACAUCGACAGAGGAGUUGUGUUUGUAAACACACAAGGCGUGUGGAAACCUGUAUCAUUGCAGGACUUAAUGACUUUGGCAAAGUGAUGGAGUGUAGCUCAUGGAAAGAAAGGCUUUGUUUUUGAAAGAAAACUCGCUACUGUAUUGCCAGAGCGAACAAGAUACGGCAAAAGGAAAAUUCUGGAGAAAGCACUGAGUAGUGCUAGUAUAUGGCAGCCGCUCCUUGUCCUAGCUGUCGAGAAGCUGGUGUAACCUGCUAUGGACUUACAUCCCAUUCAGGGGGGAAUGGCAUUACUUCCAGUCACUUUAUGCUAAAGGAAUCGAAAUAAGCUCUGACUGGAUGGGCCAUUUAUCCUCAUAAGACAAAAGCACUUCCAGUGGUACAACACUCGCAAUCAUUGUGUUAUAUUCAGGAAGAGGGUGGGGCAGUCCGGACCUUCCCCCCCUCAUCCCAUCCCAUUCCAUCAGACCUCUGAUUUUUUUUUCUUAACAUCUGUAUGAUACCAAAACCCUUGCAACUACAGGGUUGUAUGUUACAACAAAAAAUGAAGUAUUUAACAAUUGCUUUCCAUGUAUAUUUUUCAGUUAAUUUAGGAUAUAGGGUUAAAAAUUAUCUGUUUUCUAGGUCAACCUUCGAUCUCCAUUAUCAAAUUUUCUCGAUCUACUAGCAUUCAAGCAGGCCCAAAUUAUAAGCGCUUCUGCUCGAGUGUUUCUUCGCCCGGGGGAAAGUAUGGGGCCUUGACAAAUGCAAGCCAACGAGAGGUAUGAAAGGGUCUAGCACACGCCCUGGCAACCUUUGCCCAACUCAUUUCCAAUCCUCCCGUAGACGAAGAAACGUACGUCCUGCAUCGCUAGAAAUUUUACUUAGCUUAAUGUUCUUCCUGUCACUCACAAAAAACGUUUCAUCAUAAACACACAAAGCACAACAGUUCGAAAGCUUCACAUGUUGAUUUAUUCAGAUACAGUUUUCCAAAAUUACAGUCAUUCAUUAUUUGAUACAAUUUUAUAAUACUUCGUUUAAAAAAAAUUAAGUUUCUCUAACUUAGAUCUAUAGUAUUAUUUUUAAUGGAAGACAUUGUACUUCUAGCAUAAAUAACAAUAAAAUAAAUGUUUAGUUAUUUUUGAACAGAUGAUAACAUUUUCUGUGAACAAUGCGUCUUGCAUAUUGACAUUGAGGACAGCAACAUUGAUACUUGUUAUUUUUUGCUUUUUUCUUAGCUUGUAAGAAUACAGUGCUUUUC